ACAUUAUAUGUAUGAUGUUCGGCAAAUUUUGUUGCAUUGUAUGAUUUAUUUUCCGAUGCAUAAAACUUUUUUAUAUCCAAGUCACGUUUAAUAUUCACUUUGUUAUGUGAUCUAAAGGCAGUCGGACGUUUUUCCUGUAUUUAAUAAGCAUUUUUAGUUUGUCCAAAGUUUUGAAAGUGCUAACGAUGGCGCUUCGAUGUGUCGUCGCCUUUUUGGCCGUUACUUGUACACACGCCCUGAAUCAAUACCAAAACGAGUAUGGAAAUUUCCAAAACAACCAUGGUUUUAGGCAACCACAAUUCCCUUCAAUUACGAUGCCGCCGAUCAAACCGAUAGUUUUCCCAACAUUUCCCACAUUUUCCCCGGAGGAUAUAAUCAACCAGCGAGGUGGCCCUGGAGUCAAUUACAAUGGUGUUGCCAUAUCUUCGUCUAGUUUCACAAAUGUUGGUCAGGAUGGGAAAGUGCAACGUGGGGGUGGCACAAAAAUUAUUACCAAUCGCAAUGGGGUGAUCGAGGAGCAUACAUACCCCGAUGAUGGCUCCAACAUCAAUAUAGUGUCUUCGUUUCCACAACCUAAAAUACCUAAGUUUCCGGUACUUCCACAGAUAAAGUUACCUUUACCUCUCUUACCGGUACCCCCAUUUCCUCAAAUAAAGGUUCCAUUCAUACCACUGCCACCUGUACCAAAAAUCGACCCCAUAGUUAUCCCAAAAUACAGGCCCGGCCCAAAUGAAGAAUUUCGCGGCAGAUCCUUCGUUUCAUACAGACAUUCGUCUAAUAUCAACGGUGAAAUGAGCGGUGGUGGCGUUGAUACCAUUAUCAAUAAUGAUAAUGGAAGAGUUGAUAAGAAAACUUAUAAGUAUGGAGACUUGAAAGAUGAUUACUAAGUAUACAGAAAGGAAUUAUAGACACCAAGAGAAAGUAUCCUAAGUGCUGUAACAAAUUUUACGAAAGCACUAAAAUCUAAAAGAAACAAACAUUUUAUCAUUUAUUUUUAGAAACAUGCUUGCUACUGCUAAAGUUAAAAUAACAAACAUAAGAACCUGAACUUUAUGCCAUCAAACAAACAUAGAUCUUAAAUGCAAAUUGACCUUGUAUUAAUUGAAUAAAAACAUUUGAUUCAACAAUGAUUCAAUUCUGCUUUUUAUUAAAGUUUUGUUUCAAAAUUAGCUAUAGUCAGAAGGAUACUUUGCCCGCUAAUGAUACAAAAAGCUUGCGAUAAAAGAUAACUUUUGUUUAUAAAUUGGAAUAUGUACAGUUUCCAAAAAUGUAUUCAUUAAUUAACCAGUUUAUUACCUCUUUCUAUAACAUUUGUAUACUUGUAAUAUAAAAAACAUGCACAUAAAUUUUAGAUUUAGCUUUUUUUAUUUAAGUAAUUGAUAACUUGCCUUAACUGUUUAUGAAGAGAUGAACUAGAAUAUACAUAUAUGGAUAACUUUAUACAGUGUAAAACAAGUGAAACAGUAAUUAUAUUUGAAUUAAUAAUACUGUUUCGGUGCAUAAUUGAUUUACAUUUUGUUUUAUAAUUAAAUAUGGUUUGAUAAAAAUA
Messenger RNA from Pieris napi, 1549 nucleotides. RefSeq lists its product as uncharacterized. The transcript has 11 exons. NCBI's taxonomy places the organism in Eukaryota, Metazoa, Arthropoda, Insecta, Lepidoptera, Pieridae. Bases 186 to 887 code for a protein of 233 amino acids. The record is from RefSeq and is a predicted model, not a curated record.